UCUAUAUUCUACAUUCCAUAUUCUAUAUAUAAUAAUUCAAUAUGGAAAGCAAGUUUAUCCUAUUUACCUGUAUAUGUACAAUAUUUUGCAUCCAAUGUAAAAUUACAGCAGUUAAUGCCAUGGUCGGACUAAAUGUUAGACCGGUAGAACCAAGAGAAUUUUCAUAUGUCGUGUCGCUUGUUCAACGAUAUCCAGAAUCUUUUAUAUCUACGCAUAAUUACAUUUGUACUGCAGCGCUCAUUACAAGAAGCCAUGUAUUAAGUGCGGCACAUUGUAUCGCAAAUAGAUUGAAGAGUCAAUCUGCAAUUCUCAUAGGAUCGACUAGAUUGAGUCACUGCAGAGUCUAUGGCAUAUUAUGGUGGAUAGAUUAUAAUACCUGGGGUGCAUAUAGUCGAAUAUAUGUUCGAUUUGAGUCGAAUGAUAUUUGUAUUAUAAAACUCGAUCGUGAAACAGACAAUGAUAUUGUACCAGGGGUUCUUUCACCCUUACACAAUCAGGAUCUCUUUGGACAAAAUGGUAUAAUAGCGGGAUGGGGAAGAACCAAUAACGGAGAAAUACCUAAUAAUAUGUUAAAAGCUACUUUAAAAUUCUUAACGUUGGAUGAAUGUAUAGGAAAGAUAGAAAUAAUAGAGGGACGCAGAGUUCCUAUCCAUAAUAGACAUUUGUGUACUGAUGCAUUUCCCUUUAUAUUACUACACGAAGGGGACAGUGGUGGACCAGUUGUGUUUAAUAAUAUGAUUGUUGGUGUAAAUAUAGCAACCUGUCCAUUACCACAUAUACUAAUACAUCCGGGAAAAGUCAACCUUCAUUUAGGUAUUGACUAUUACAGAACUUUUAUUGCAGCCGUUACAUCAAAUAAUUUUACGUGGCAAUGAAUGGUUAUUACA
Molecule: messenger RNA, 887 nt
Organism: Ceratosolen solmsi marchali
Lineage: Eukaryota; Metazoa; Arthropoda; Insecta; Hymenoptera; Agaonidae
Product: azurocidin-like
Exons: 4
Coding region: 42-875 (277 amino acids)
Biological process (GO): proteolysis
Molecular function (GO): serine-type endopeptidase activity
Source: RefSeq, a predicted model, not a curated record